This is a messenger RNA of Tachysurus vachellii, 1988 nucleotides long. Its product is annotated as coiled-coil domain-containing protein 83-like. NCBI's taxonomy places the organism in Eukaryota, Metazoa, Chordata, Actinopteri, Siluriformes, Bagridae. The coding region runs from base 1 to 1023 and encodes 340 amino acids. The transcript is spliced from 9 exons. The record is from RefSeq and is a predicted model, not a curated record.
AUGGAAGACAAGAACCAAAAACUUGUUGAACUGUUCCAGCGAGAUCAGCUGCGAGAGGAACAACAGGAACAUCUCAGUGUGCUGCACAAGCAAGCAAAGGAGCAGGAGAAGAAACCUCUGGAAAAAGAAGUGGCCAGUAAAGAACAAGUAGAACAAGCCAUCCAGCACAGUCUAGAGCUCACAUGCAUCCAGGAGGAAGAGCUGGCAGAAUUGCACAGGAAGCUGACGAGCGUACAAGGCCAGGUUGAGGAGCUGCAAGCGCAGCGACGAGCUUGGCAGCUAUAUAUGGACAUGGGUAGUGUUGAUCGUCAACAACAGAUCCAAAACCUCGAGUCAGAACUUGACACUAUAGAGCAUAAAUAUCAGGCAUUAUCAGAAUAUGUUGAGUGCUCCUUUAAAGCAGACAUUUGUAAGAUUGACGAGAUUACAUCCCGGCUGAUUGAAAAAGAGAAGCAACUUGCUACCGAGAGAGCAUUAAAACAGGUUGACAAGCACAGAUUUCAGAUGAUCGGAAAGAAUGACUGGUUUAAGAAACAGCUUGCUGUCUAUCAGGAGGAAGUCUCAGUACUGGAAGCAUCUGUGAAGAACUUAGAGGAGGAGAACUUGGAGCACAUGAAACAUCUGUUUGAGCAGCGCCUUGAGGAUGUGCAAAUCUCUAGUAGAGCUUUCCUGACUCAGUCUGAAAACCUGGAGCAUAAUAAACUCAGCCUUCCUGAAAAAGCAGAAAUAGGGAAAGAACAGCACCAGCAGUCUGGGGAGUUCUGGGAAGAUGAAAUGGAUCACAGCAGCUCCUCCCCAACUCACCAUCUCAACACACUGCUGUGUGGCAGCCAGAGCAACAUCAGAGAACCACUGCACCUGGGUCUUUUGGAGCAAAAGCUGCUGAGUGUGGUUGGCCACGCCAUGCCCCUUUAUCCUUUACCAUCUGACUCUGAGGAUUUGGACACAUUAACACACCUAGGCCUGUUUCAGGAACAAGAUAGGACUCUCACAACAAACAACAUUCACAACCGGUUCCAGUAAAAAUGCAAUUUUACUCUUUCUGUUUUUCAUUUUUGGCUACAAAAGACUGCAAAGACCUUCCAUUUCUGUGGUCUGUGUUAAACCUGGGGCUCUUUGGUGCCAUACCUAGUGGUGGGUUCUUCUUUGUACUAGAGGUCUUGCUUAAAGUUCAUUAGAAGCAGUACAAAUUAUUUUGGAUAGUGACUUUAUAUGCGGUGUUUGUGGCAAAUUCUCUUUUAGAAAUGAUUUUUAGAAAGAUUAGCACGUACGCCUCACACCUCCAGGGUUGGGGGUUCGAUUCCUGCCUCCACCUUGUGUGUGUGGAGUUUGCAUGUUCUCCCCGUGCCUCGGGGGUUUCCUCCGGGUACUCCGGUUUCCUCCCCGGUCCAAAGACAUGCAUGGUAGGUUGAUUGGCAUCUCUGGAAAAUUGUCCGUAGUGUAUGAUUGUGUGAGUGAAUGAGAGUGUGUGUGUGUGCGCCCUGCGAUGGGUUGGCACUCCGUUCCAGGGUGUAUCCUGCCUUGAUGCCCGAUGACGCCUGAGAUAGGCACAGGCUCCCCGUGACCGAGGUAGUUCGGAUAAGCGGUAGAAGAUGGAUGAAUGAAUGAAUGAAUGAAUGAAUAUUAGGUGUAAAUGACCAUGAAGUACACAAUUCUGUCACAUGCACAAACACAAACUGUCUCUCUGUGACACAUUCUGCACCAACAUUCUUUAACCUCUCCGACAAUGUUAGUUGAUUAUUUGUAUAUUUAUAUAUUUAUUAAUACUUUUUAUCUUUUUAAACAUAACUCACUUCAUGUGAUUUUCACAAUAUAUGAUUAGACAUAAAUAACAUAACUCCUCAUUACCUAGAAACUCUAAAUGUUUAUUGAAUCAUUUUUAUGACAUCAACUGCAUCCACAUGUGUAUAUGAGAUAAGCUGAAUAUCAGUAAUGAAGCAUGUUGCUCACUGAAUGUUGUGUUGAUAUAAAAAGCUUUUCUUCUGUCA